Molecule: messenger RNA, 916 nt
Organism: Helianthus annuus (common sunflower)
Lineage: Eukaryota; Viridiplantae; Streptophyta; Magnoliopsida; Asterales; Asteraceae
Product: probable E3 ubiquitin-protein ligase RNF144A
Exons: 2
Coding region: 58-792 (244 amino acids)
Biological process (GO): positive regulation of proteasomal ubiquitin-dependent protein catabolic process; ubiquitin-dependent protein catabolic process; protein polyubiquitination
Cellular component (GO): cytoplasm; ubiquitin ligase complex
Molecular function (GO): zinc ion binding; ubiquitin protein ligase activity; ubiquitin conjugating enzyme binding
Source: RefSeq, a predicted model, not a curated record
UUCCAUAACAUCUGUUGCUUUUACUUACGCAUUUAUUAUUUUUAGAUUCUAAAGAACAUGGCUCGCAGUAAUGUUAUCAUCAUUGAAGAUGAUAAUGAAGAUGAUGAAAUCUUUGUUAUUAAUUCGGCUACCCAAUUUCAAGCAUGUUCAUCAUCCAAGAAACCAUUACUACUAAAUAAAAAAAGAAAAAGAGAAAGUAAAACACUGUAUAGCUUCUGUGGCAUUUGCAUGGACACAAAGACAGCCUCUGAGAUGUUUGACAACACCGGCAUUUGUAACCAUCUCUUUUGCUCAGACUGCAUCAGGCAACACGUAGCGGUUAAAAUCAAGGAGAACUUGACAAAGGUUAAGUGCCCAGACCCUAGUUGCAAAGGGGUGAUAGGGCCGGAAGCAUGUCGGUCCAUUGUUCCAAAGGAAGUGUUGGAAAGAUGGGAGAGCAUUCUUUGUGAGUCUGUCAUCAUGGAGUCUCAGAAGUUCUACUGCCCCUUUAAGGACUGUUCUGCAAUGUUGGUGGAUGACGGUGGGGUCGUUGUAACGCAAUCAGAAUGCCCGAAUUGCAAUCGCCUGUUUUGCGCGCAGUGUAAGGUUGCAUGGCAUUGUGGGAUCAGUUGUGUUGAGUUUCAAAGCUUGAAAAAGGACGAGAGAAAUCCAAAUGAUAUCUUGUUAAUGAAUCUUGCAAAGGAAAAAAGAUGGAAGAGGUGCCCAAACUGCAAGCGUUUUGUGGAAAAAGUUAGUGGUUGCAACUACAUAGCUUGCAGGUGUGGGAAAGGUUUCCAAUACAACAUAUCCUAAAAUUAAAAAGUCAUAAGAAGGCUAUCAAACGGACUCUGGUUGACCUCAUUCAAGCGGCAUUGGAACCGUCUUAUCGAACUCCGCGAUAUGAGAUUUUAGGGUUUUGCUUGUAGAUUUUAGAAUU